Messenger RNA from Sinocyclocheilus grahami, 1007 nucleotides. RefSeq names its product potassium voltage-gated channel subfamily E member 4-like. Gene Ontology annotation, molecular function: potassium channel regulator activity; delayed rectifier potassium channel activity; transmembrane transporter binding. Bases 440 to 982 code for a protein of 180 amino acids. The transcript is spliced from 3 exons. Gene Ontology annotation, cellular component: voltage-gated potassium channel complex; membrane. Gene Ontology annotation, biological process: regulation of ventricular cardiac muscle cell membrane repolarization; negative regulation of delayed rectifier potassium channel activity; potassium ion export across plasma membrane. Lineage: Eukaryota; Metazoa; Chordata; Actinopteri; Cypriniformes; Cyprinidae. The record is from RefSeq and is a predicted model, not a curated record.
CUUGAAAACUACGUCAGUGGGGUUGUAAGACCGCUUUAGAAUAAAAUCAAGUUCAGGUUUUGGAGCAACAUGACCAUUCCAACGGUUUUUGAAAGCUGUCCUGCUGGCUUUCCUAAAGCAAGCCUGUCUGGUUAUGUUAUGAUAGAUGAGCACAUUUGGCAGCACUGCGCACUUGGACUCCAUUAAACGUCAUAAGAAUGUGGCUGUGAGCUCGAGCGUCUCUGGCCGGGACUCAACUCCUGUGAGGAAGCACGUGAGGAUCCCCACUCCCUCAGCCUCGGUCACAGAUCCUCCUGGCGCGUGGCCACGCAUGGGAUCCGCUAUUUAAACCGGACUCAGCUGACAGCCCCGUUACAAGCCAGAGAGACUCGAAGAAAAGCGAGGAACGGGCCGACGCGCUCCAGGGUGAAACAUCCCGAUAACCGUUUCGUUCGUAGUAAUGGAGUUGGCGCGCAACGCCUCCGCGCUUUCGUCGCAGCAGACCAACCGAAUCGCCUUGCCCGGUGGAAGCGACAGUAACGCGUAUUUGUACAUCCUCAUCGUCGUGUCUUUCUACGGAGUCUUCCUCACCGGGAUCAUGCUCGGUUACCUGCGCACCAAACGGCGCGAGAAGAGGCGCACGAACGCCUUCACGCGGCUUCUGCACGAGGAGGAGCAGCGUGAGUGGGGCGCGAGCCAGAAGAAGCACAGCUUCAGCCUCCCCGCGUUUCCCGCCCUGCGCUCCACGCCGGUGCCGUUCAUGCGGGAACCGGGAACCGGCGGCAUGGUUCUCGCGCCUCUGGCGUGCGCGCUGUGCUCGGUGGAGCAGAGCAGCGUGAGCUCCCUCAGCUCCGUCGCCGAUGUGCGCUUCGCCAUUGAAGAGGAGUCUGACAGCGGCGGACACAGUGACGGACCGUCCCGGGAAAACGCUCUGAGGUUCCCGCUGCAAACCGUUACUAUGCCGUUUACUAUGGCAACCAUAGUUCCCGCCGAAAAGCAAUGAUUAGCCUACCACAGUUAAUGUUACU